Cordyceps fumosorosea ARSEF 2679 is the source of this 591-nucleotide messenger RNA. RefSeq lists its product as hypothetical. The coding region runs from base 1 to 591 and encodes 196 amino acids. The transcript has a single exon. NCBI's taxonomy places the organism in Eukaryota, Fungi, Ascomycota, Sordariomycetes, Hypocreales, Cordycipitaceae. The record is from RefSeq and is a predicted model, not a curated record.
AUGACAUUGCAGACCUGGGAGAUCUGCGUACCCGCCGAUCUUGUCACGGUAGCCGAAAAGCUUUUUCGAUCGGACGAUGCCUUCGCUUCACUCGAGCCGAAAAAGCCUGCGCCAGUUUCUCGGAUACAUGCGUAUAGUCGAUUCGGAACGUGCGGAAGCAACCACGAAUUUCUCAUUAUACCUGACUGCGAUGUGCAUUUGGACUGCCGUUCUAUUGAUGUAACUCACAGCCUUCGUGGGCUACCAUACCCCAGUCUGAAAGACUUCGCUCAGAGCUGCAUAGACCGCCGCAGUCAUGUAGAACUGUGCGAUUUUGUUGACGGAACCAAUCUAUCCGAGGAGUGGGGAGAAAAGAAUCUGGAUUUGAACGGCAUGCACGAUGUUCGGUGGGUACGGGACAUGCAAGCCAAGGAGGGCGUCUGCCCACGGUGGUGGCCAACGCGUCCGAAGAAGAAGCGGGAGAUCUGGCAGUCGUAUGUGCGAACGAAGGAGCAGAGACUGGACUGCUCGCGACCACCGUCAAGGUACGUCACUCAGUAUCGGCAUAUAGGCUCAGAAGACCCCUGGACUAUGCUGUCGGAUGCGUCAUGA